AUGACAAGUGGCGUGGGCACGGCGUACUGGAUUGCGCCCGAGGUGUUGGCUGGGCACAAGUACUCUGAGAAGGCAGACAUUUACUCGCUGGGUGUUGUGUUGGCUGAGUUAGACACUGGAGAAUUGCCAUUCUUCGACGCACGCACAUCAGACGGAGACAAGAUGGAGGCGAUUCAUAUUCUGAGUCUUGUGGUAAGUGGCGAGUUACAACCGAGCUUUACGCUUGACUGUCCUGAAGACGUCCGUAAAUUGGCACUGGUCUGUUUGAAUCCGAAUCCAGACAGUCGACCAUCCGCCAAAAUGGUCCUGGAUGAGCUCAACCGACUGCUGGAAGGGUGA
Messenger RNA from Phytophthora nicotianae INRA-310, 339 nucleotides. RefSeq lists its product as hypothetical. The record is from RefSeq and is a predicted model, not a curated record. Gene Ontology annotation, molecular function: protein kinase activity; ATP binding. The coding region runs from base 1 to 339 and encodes 112 amino acids. NCBI's taxonomy places the organism in Eukaryota, Oomycota, Peronosporomycetes, Peronosporales, Peronosporaceae. Gene Ontology annotation, biological process: protein phosphorylation. The transcript has a single exon.